CAGAAGAUACUUUUCGUAUGUGUCAUGUGAGAGGGAAAGAGAAACUAGAAGUAGAAUGACUGCUGACUUUUUCAGCUUUAAUUCUGUGGCUGUCUUUUAUACUAUGGCUUAGAUCAAGAAAUAUUUAAUAGAAAACAAGAUGCAUGAUGCAUAUGAAGCUACAACUUUACUAGAGAAGUUGCCGCUAAAAAUUGAAUCAAUUACUUGCAGUGGUGACAUCUUGCUUGUUGGAACAAAGGAAGGGCAUCUUCUUCAGUAUCGAAUAAAGAGGGGUAUAGGGGAAAAUAAAUAUGAUGUUGUGUUGGAGCGCUCAAACAAAAAUUUUGGAAAGAAACCGAUCACACAGUUAUCAGCAGUGCCAGAACUCUUUUUACUCAUCAGUCUAUCAGAAAAUGUAAUCAGUGUCCAUGACCUCAAUUCAUUCCAAUUAAUAGUAUGUAUGAACAAAACAAAGGGGGCCACUUUGUUUGCUGUGGAUGUGCAGAAUGCCAAGUCUCUGUCUGGAGGAGAUCAGUGCAUGUUACGACUCUGUGUGGCUGUCAGAAGAAAACUACAGAUCAUGUUUUGGAAAAACAAAAAUUUUCAUGACUUGAAGGAAGAGCUCACUCUGUAUGAAGUUCCAAAAGCCAUGAGCUGGUGUAAAGAUUCAAUUUGUGUAGGAUUCUAUAAAAGAGAGUACUUUCUAGUCAAGGUUAAUUCAGGUGAUACCAAAGAGUUAUUUCCCCUGGGCAGUAAACAACAGGAUCCAAUCAUAGCUCGUAUAGAUGAUGACAGAUUGAUUCUAGGUCGAGACGAAGCAUCAAUUAUAAUUGAUUCUGAUGGCAACCCAACACAGAGAUACCCUAUAAACUGGUCAGAUCUUCCUAUCCAAAUAGAAAACAACCCACCAUAUGUGAUUGCAGUUUUACCUAAGUAUGUUGAAAUUCGAACUGUGGAACCAAAGUUGAUGAUUCAGAGUAUAUCACUUCCGAAAGCUCACUCAAUCUGUCAGGGGAGUGGCUGUUUAUUUAUUUCUUCACCAACAAAUGUGUGGAAGUUAACACCCAGACCUUUAAGUUACCAAAUUAAACAACUAUUGGAAAACAAAGAGUUCGAACUCGCAUUAAAGCUGGCCGACAUGACAGAAGAUGAAGAAGACAAAGAUGGGCUCAUUCACAGAAUUAAGACUCUGUAUGCUUUCCAUCAUUUCUGUCAGCACAAGUUUGAGGAUUCCAUGGCGAUUUUCGUCAAACUUGAGACAGACCCCUCCCAUGUCAUAGGAUUAUAUCCAAACUUGCUUCCACAAGAAUAUAGGAACCAGUUAAGCUAUCCUGACAAACCACCAGACCUUGAAGGAGGUGAACUGGAGAAAGCAUUACUAGCAUUGCAAGAUUACCUCACACAGAAAAGAAAAGAUGUUAUGAAAGGUGCAAGUAAGGAGAUAGAGACCACUGCCAUUAAGGAGGGCAACAUAACCAUCAAAUCCAAAAAACAGCUGAGUCAGAUCAUCGACACCACCCUACUCAAAUGCUAUCUACUGACCAAUGAUGCCCUGGUGGCGCCAUUACUCCGUCUGAAGGACAAUAAUUGUCACGUGGAAGAAAGUGAGAAAGUACUCAAGAAAAAGGAGAAAUUUAGUGAACUCAUUAUACUGUAUGAAAAGAAGGGCUUACAUGAAAAAGCCCUUCAACUUCUCAUGAAGCAAGCUGCCAGACCAACUUCUCCACUGAAAGGACACGAUAGGACCGUGCAGUAUCUCCAGUAUUUAGGUAGUGACCAUUUGAAAUUGAUCUUCGAGUAUGCAGAGUGGGUCUUAAAAGAACAUCAAGAAGAUGGACUUAAGAUUUUCACGGAAGAUUUGCCAGAAGUAGAAAACCUACCAAGAGAAGAAGUUUUGAAUUAUUUAGAAAUGAUUAAUAGAGAUUUAGCAAUUCCAUAUCUAGAACACAUAAUAUGGAAGUGUGAUGAUAAAUCUCCAGAAUUCCACAACAGGUUAGCCCAGUCACUGGGAGAGAAGGUCCAGAAACUCAUGAUGGAGUAUCUCCAGGGUCUCCCAGAAGGUCACCUUCCCAGCAGGGCAGGCAUGGAACCUGGAGAGUUAGGGGAAGCCCGCAGCAGACUUCUCAAGUUCUUAAACAAGUCUGAAUUCUAUGUCCCAGAGAGAUUGCUCACCAAAUUUCCUCUUGACGGAUUCUAUGAGGAAAGGGCAAUCUUGCUGGGCAGACUCGGCAGACAUGAACAAGCAUUAGGAAUCUAUGUUCAUAUUCUUCAUGAUGUUCAUCUGGCAGAGGAAUAUUGUAAGAAGUACUAUCGAAGAGAUAAAGAAAGUCAGAAGGAUGUGUAUUUUUUCCUACUUAAAAUGUAUUUGGACCCUCCCUCGUCCUCCACACUGGGCCUGUCAGCUAGUCAGGGCAUUGUUCCUAAACCCAACAUGGAGGCUGCACUUCAACUCAUGAGGGACCAUGCUCCAAAAAUCGACACCAGCAAAUCACUGGAACUUUUGCCAUCAACAACCAGAAUGUCAGAUAUCUUAGCUUACCUGGAAAAUGUGAUGGAACAUCAAGCCAUGAUCAGAAGAAAGAACCAAGUGCUGAAAAGCAUGCUGUAUGCUGAAAAUCUCCAGGUGCAUGAACAUAGAAUGUUUUAUGAAAAAUGCAGAGUUACGAUAACAGAUGAGAAGAUGUGCCGAGUCUGUAAGAAACGAAUUGGAAACAGUGCCUUUGUGAGGUAUCCAAACGGCGUCAUUGUUCACUACUACUGUUGCAGAGAUACGAAAGAAUGUCCAGUUGACAUCUGAAAAGAGUAUAACCACCAUACUGAUUUCUGCUGGCAUUCAAAAUUAUUCAGUUGUUUGAUUUUAAUAUUAAAACAGUUUUAUACUGUGAUAUGUUAUUGAUACAUGUACAUGCAAUGAAAAUUACAGAAUUGAUUGUCAAUAUUUUUAUUAUGUUUUAGUUGUCAUUAUUUCAGUGCAAUUCGAUGUAAACAUGUAUUAUGUAUAAAUAUCUUUAAAUCAAUUAUUAUCAUUGCAAAUUGCAUUUCUUUUCUUUCAGAAAUUAUUUGUAUUUGUGAUGUUUUAAACGCAUUGUUUGAUGUAUUGUUAUGAAAUGCUUGUUUGUUAAAUAUAACAUUAACGACGUAUAUACAGAU
This is a messenger RNA of Ostrea edulis (European flat oyster), 3129 nucleotides long. Its product is annotated as vam6/Vps39-like protein. Bases 140 to 2776 code for a protein of 878 amino acids. The record is from RefSeq and is a predicted model, not a curated record. Gene Ontology annotation, biological process: autophagy; endosomal vesicle fusion; intracellular protein transport. NCBI's taxonomy places the organism in Eukaryota, Metazoa, Mollusca, Bivalvia, Ostreida, Ostreidae. Gene Ontology annotation, molecular function: protein binding. Gene Ontology annotation, cellular component: cytoplasm; membrane. The transcript is spliced from 26 exons.